This is a messenger RNA of Lepisosteus oculatus (spotted gar), 6159 nucleotides long. RefSeq names its product E74-like ETS transcription factor 1 (gene elf1). Gene Ontology annotation, molecular function: sequence-specific DNA binding; DNA-binding transcription factor activity, RNA polymerase II-specific. Gene Ontology annotation, biological process: regulation of transcription by RNA polymerase II; cell differentiation. Gene Ontology annotation, cellular component: nucleus. NCBI's taxonomy places the organism in Eukaryota, Metazoa, Chordata, Actinopteri, Semionotiformes, Lepisosteidae. The record is from RefSeq and is a predicted model, not a curated record.
AGAAAGUGUCUUCUCUACAAUGCUAGUGGCUUUUUUAUAUACCAAAGGACGCAUUUUGUCAAGGCAAGAACCAGACCAGUUGUUGUUUAGGGUUUCUUUUCACCACUUGUGGACUUUCAUGUGAGUGGAGAUGGGAACAGCAAGCACAUGUGGAAUGGGAGUCGCUGGGGCGCUUUCACCCACAGAAACGAUAGGAAUGGGAUCCGUUCCAGUCACACCAGGCAGGCUGCGCCGCUGCUCUCUGUCUUGUUUAUCUCUUUGCGACCGAUAACAACAAACCUGUCGGCCCUCGGGGGGCUUGGCCAGUGUAUGUUUACCAAAACACACCACGACGUUGCCCUGGCUGCAGUCACAGUGCCAUCCAGCAGGAGGCAGUGCUUCAGUUCCGCAUUGCUGGUGGUGGUUUGUGACCUUAUUCAUGUACAACAAGUAUCUGAAAGCCUUGAUUUAAUUAGAGACUGUUCCCUAAAGUCUGAAGCCAUGAAAGAGAAAUUCGGUCAGGGUAUGGCCAUUGAUUCAGUAUUUAUUUCUUCGCAUGAGUCUUUUGAAAAAGGCACAGUAUGGGGUGCCGCGUGCCUGCUGUUGCUUGCUUCUCAUCUCUGGUGUGUUGGGUUUUGCGGAGUCGAUAAUCGGCGCUGUGGUGGGAGGGGCUGUGAUGAUUGUAGACAGCGCUGAGUGGCGUGGAGGAAGGCCGGGAAGGCAGAUUGUUUUGCCGAAAGGGCUCAAAGAGGAAGUGGUUAUUACCAGCUUGUGCCUCUUGUUCUUUUUUUUUCCGAAGCCAAGCUGUCCGUGACUCUCACACGCACAGCAGAGGCGACGGGAGGGGGUCACCCCUGUGGUCCCGGAGGCUGAUCUCCCCAGGGGUUCAUCAGGCCCGGACACAGGUCGUGCUUCCCAUCCCCGUCCGCGGAGGAGUCCCUGAUUUCGUUCUUGCUGAAGCCUUCAGUCCUCAUAGCAGAAGACAAAUCCGGCAGUUCGUUGGAAAAGCAGAAGAAGCUGGACGACCCCUCUGUGUUUCCUGCGGUGAUUGUGGAGCAGGUCCCAGCUGCCGACCUCAUGCAGGUGUAUUCUGGGCUGGAGUCUGAUGAGGUGCCCAACGGGAUCAUGGCCGACACGUCGCUGGACGUGGUAGAGGAGCAGAUCAUGGGCAGGGACCUCGGACUCGCAGUGGAAGCCGCUGGCCAGGACACAGAGGAGAACAUGGAGACGAUUGAGGCUGCAGAGGCUCUUCUGAACAUGGAGUCACCCAAUAACAUCCUGGACGAGAAGCGCAUGAUUCACGGCUACGGUACCUUGCUGGACUCCGAUCUCACGUACAUCUCUCUGCGACCGGACCAGCUCCAUGCUCAUGGAAACGGGGUGGACAUAUCACUGGACGAGGAGGAGUCGAUGGACGAGAUCCCACAGAAGAACCCCACCAAGCCCCCGAGGAAAAACAAGGUCCGCAAACCCAGGGUGGUGCGUCCCUGUUCCCCCGUGACCACGCCAAGCCUUCCUCUGAGGAAGAAGAGCAAGGAUGGGAAAGGGAACACGAUCUACCUGUGGGAGUUCCUCCUGGCCCUCCUGCAGGACAAGAACACCUGUCCCAAAUACAUCAAGUGGACUCAGAGGGAGAAGGGCAUCUUUAAGCUGGUGGACUCCAAGGCUGUGUCCAAGCUUUGGGGCAAACACAAGAACAAGCCUGACAUGAACUACGAGACCAUGGGCAGGGCGCUGAGAUAUUACUACCAGCGUGGCAUCCUUGCCAAGGUGGAAGGGCAGCGGCUGGUGUACCAGUUCAAGGAGAUGCCCAAGGACCUGAUCGUGAUCGACGACGAGGACAACCAGGGCUCCGGCUCCAGCCCCGGCCACGGCACCAACCACUCCAGCUCCCACGGCAGGGCCCUCUCCCGCGGGACGUCCCGGGCCGGCCAGGGCAGGGGCGCCGGGCAGCCGGUGCUGGUGCGGCCCGUGAAGAGGGAGCAGAACGCGGGGGUGCUGUACCAGGGGGUGAACGGCCGGCAGCAGGAACAGCUCCUCCAGACGGUGCACGUGCUCCAGCCCAACCAGGGAGCGGCUGUGCCAGCCCCAUCUCACGCUGUCCGAACCAUCAAUGUGCCAGCCUCUGUACAGGCCACAGUUCCUGUGAUGAUGACCUCAGGGGCCCAGGGAGGGGGCACGGUCACCCUGCAGACUGUGCCACUGACCACUGUGCUGGCCAAUGGAGAUGCCGCCCAUUCGUCCCCGCAGAGGGUGAUCCUGCACACGGUGCCCUCCUCCACACCCGGGCUCAAAGACAUGAUGACCUUCCAGGCCACAGCUUUGAGCUCUGCAGCCUGCAGCCUGUCCGACAGCCCCCAGCCCCCGCAGCUGCUGGUCACCAGCCUGGGCUCUUCCUCCGGUGGGCUGAUCAACACUACUGCCCAGUCCAGCUCCCUGAACGGCAUCACCCGGCUGGUCACCGUCAAUGCAGGGGGCCAGCCGGUGGUGGCCCAGCAGCCUGGCACCGUCAUCGCCACUGUGCUCAAGCCCGGCGACCUCAAUGGCAUCCAGGUCAAGGAGGAGAUCCUGGACCCCCAGUACCUGCAGUCGCUGGUGAACGGCGACCCCUCUGCCAGCUCGGAGGGGAAGGCCCUGGCGCUGGAUGGGGGCGGAGCCGAACUCAGCUACCGAACCGUCAUCAUUAGCAGUGGUGCGCAGGAGCCCGGCCAGGGCUUUGAGACCCAUGCCCAUGGACCCGCGGGGCAGAUGGAGGCCGGGGACCAGAGCAGCCCCACAGUUGGCCUGACCCCCGUGGAAGAGCUGGAGGUCAAUGGGGAGUUGGCCCUGGAGGCCGAGCCCACAUCCAAGCACCUGGCCUCCCUUGCCCAGCGCCUUGUCCCCCAGCUGCAGCUUUCGGGGUGCCAGCCUGUGCCGGUCCAGGUCGCCCCCUCCCCCUACAGCCCUGUGCAGGUCAAGACAGAGCCCGAGGACACAUAAGGAGGGACAGAGGCAGUCCUCGACAGUGAAGCAAUACGGAAAUAAUCAAAAGUUAAAAAUCCGACAAGACUUCUUUUUUAUAACCUGGUCAGCUGUCUUCGUGUAAUAGAGGGUUCUUAAUUUAUUGCUCUUAAAAGCUGGUCAUGUUUGGACCUUUCAGAAUUCUGUUUACUUACAAAUAAUGUGCCUAAAUUUGAACAUCAAGGGAUUGUUUUUUAUGGUGUGAAUCUUGAUGGCCUGGAGUUGGCUCCCUAAAGCACACAGCACAGCUGUUAAUGUUACUCUCCCAUACGAAGCCACAAGAAUAGCCAUUUGAGGACUUCAACAGACUGCUCAGAGAUGCCAGAUGAAAGAUUCAUUGAUCCAACCUCCACGGCUCCAUUAGACAGGGUUUGGAGUACACUCUGCAGUAACGCUGUGCAACAGGAGGAAAGUCCCCUCUCCGUGGAUGUGCUGUACUGUGCAAUGUCGAGGAAUGAGAAAAGCAAAACCAAAACAAGAGAAGUUGUGGAAUCUCAAAAAAGAUGCUGAAAUUGAUUUAAAAAAUGCUGUUCCACUGUUCAGCCUUUUGUGUUGAAUUCAUUGGCAGGCCUGAGUUCAAAGAAGAAAUCAUUCCCAUUCAAAACAUAAAGACUGUUGUUCCUGAACUAAUAAUUGCCCUAGAGACAGUUCUAAUGUUUAUAAUGCACAAUAGUAUUUUUGUAUGGACAACAUUUUACAGUGCUUGAGGCAAAACAAUAACCAAAUGAUCUGUACUGUUAUGACAGUACACUGGGAUACUGACUAGUCUUAGUAACCCUGAGCGUUCACUCUUAGCGGUGGAGCAGGGUCAGUGAAGUGUCCCGGUGUCUUUGUGGUUCUUCGACAUAGAGAGCUGUGGCCUUAAAGCAUGUGUGGUUGCCAUGGAAAUGGGCAUUUCCUGUCUUCACGGACGAAUUACAGCCAUGUUUGUAUAUAGCUAUAGACUCUGAUGACGGUGCAGCUCAGAAAAGAUUCUUGCGAAAAAAAAGACUGAUUUAAUGUGUGCUGCCAAAGUGAAGACAGAGUCGGUCUCUCAAAGCUUUAAGAAAUGUUAAUAAAAAAGUGAGAAAUAUAUAUAUUAAAAUAUACUAGUAAGAUGGAUUGUUAGGCCACAAAUUUAUUUAUUUUUUAGUAAAUUCCAAAUUGUGUAUUACAAAAAUAUAUAUCUUGAGGCACAUGUUUUUUUAUUAUAUAUAAACAUGAGAGGGGGGAAAUCCAUCUAUGAUAUAUUAUAAGGAAGUUGAAUGAUGGUAAAUGAAUAUUAAUUUUUUAUAAACUCAAAAAGAAUUACCAAAAAAUGUUUUCUUAACAUUCCGUACAUGCUGUGAGCAGCAGAUUUUUUUAUAUUUUCUUACUUUUUAAACUGAAACAGGAAAACCCCAAAAUAACACAAUGUGAAGUGAUAACUUUUCUAGGUAACGAUGCCCUGUUAUUGAAGUGUAAAUAUUCUUUGUGGUGUGUUGAUAUUUUUGUCUUUUGUGUUCUUCGGUUUCUAUUCUUAUAGCUGACACUCCCCUCCAGCUGGCCCCUGUUGGAUAUUCACUGGCUAGUGUCCUCUGCAUCAACUGCAUGCAUGCACAAAAUUAGGACACCACCGUAAGGUUACUGCUGGAGACCAAUUGGUUAUUUGCUUAUUUUAAUAGCUAAUUUAUAUAAAGAUAUAAUUUAGCUCUCUAUCGAAAGAAACCUAGUUAUCGCCUUCAGCAAUAUAGCUGGGUAACUUGUCUACAUUUCUGUGUAAAGUGCCUUCUGAUCUUGAUUUUAAAUGCACUUCCCUGUAGUUUCCACUUGUGACCUCUGGACUCCUGUUUCACUGUUCAUUCUGAAGACAUCCACUGGGUGGCUUUGGUCGUGCCUUUGAGAUUUUUGAAUACUUGAAUCAACUUCCAGGUGUAACUUUUAACAACAGUGUAGGAGUUCUGUAUCUGUUUUAUAAAUUUUUAUACAUCUGUGUUGGAGAACAUGCUCCUCCUCAUGCAGUAACAUGGGUGUGCUGGUUAGGGCUCUGGCCUGACUGGGGGCUUCAAAUCCCACACAUUGCUCCAGUCACUGCCCUGCAGUAAAAAUGGGUACUCUCCAAGAUGUCAAGAUAAAUGACAUUUUGUUGUCAGCUGGUUAAAUAAAAUAAAUUAUUCCAAAUUGUUAACUAAGAGUGGCUUUUAGGUUUUAUGAGCUGAAUGGAACCCAUUUUCUGUCUUCCUCCUGAAAGAUCAGUAGGGGGCAGCUGUGAGCCCUGGGUUGGUGAUCUAGUGUGAUUAUUAUGAAGGACUGAAGGUCUAAGAUUGUGAGUUUCAAUGGGUAAGGGCCCUCAGUCCAAGCACUAUGAAUUCUCUUAAGCUCCGUUUUAAACUAGUGCUAAGUACUUGGCUCAAGACUGUACACUCUGACAGCGCUAACCCUUAACAGAUGAAUUUACCUGGCCUUAUAUCAGCAUACUUCUGUACAAAAGUUGUUAGAAGUCCAAAGUUUAAAAUCUCACUACUGAGAGACAAAAGGUGUUUUGAGGUCAAGCUGUUCUGUACUGGGCACCAGGAAUAAUAAAGAGCUUCUGUUACAAAUCCGUGUGCUAACGGCCACCUUAGUCUGCUCCACCCACCUUAAUCCAUAAAACAUUCCCCCAGAUUUUUAACUUUGGCAGUCUGGCUCUCUGUGAUUGGACAUAAAGAUGAAAAGUUCAUUUCAAGUGAGAGGUUUUUAACCCUCUGCCUAGCCCCGGUGUUAAGUUCAGUCUUCCUUGCAGGCUUGACAAUCAGCAAAGUCACAGUCUUGUGUUUAUCUGCAUUUAAGCCUGUAGCUAAAAAAGCCUAGGUAUAUCUGAGGAAUUGUUUUUUUUUUUUUGGAGCAUAAUCUCAAAAAGGGGAACUUGCAUUUAAAAUCAAGCACUCUGAACUGUAGAUGGUUAGUACUUGUUACAGCAGUUGACUCCCCUUUCCUGACAGAUGUGUCCAGGUGUUAGUCUGCAUGCUUGCGUUGUGCUGAUGACAGCACCACCCUGUGCACCCCAUGCACAGCCCUUGUCCAUUGCCUUCCUUUCCUCCUGUAGUUGGGGAGGGUGUCAGUUGUUUUCUCCCUGUUCCUUUUGGUCAGGCUUUGUAUUCAACCAUAGAAAGUAGUGUAGUGUUUUUUUUCUUAAAACAGAAAUAAAACUUAUUUUGCUUUACGACAAGCAAACAAACAUUA